Molecule: messenger RNA, 3765 nt
Organism: Aedes albopictus (Asian tiger mosquito)
Lineage: Eukaryota; Metazoa; Arthropoda; Insecta; Diptera; Culicidae
Gene: alpha-Man-Ia
Product: mannosyl-oligosaccharide alpha-1,2-mannosidase IA
Exons: 7
Coding region: 820-2619 (599 amino acids)
Biological process (GO): mannose trimming involved in glycoprotein ERAD pathway; carbohydrate metabolic process
Cellular component (GO): Golgi membrane; endoplasmic reticulum
Molecular function (GO): calcium ion binding; mannosyl-oligosaccharide 1,2-alpha-mannosidase activity
Source: RefSeq, a predicted model, not a curated record
CUCCACACUUUCCGAUUGUGGUGCCAGUAAAGCGAAAUUCUCAACAAGUGAUCAUCGGACUCCGCUCCGCGGACGGACCGGCGGGCUGCUACGACGAGACGAUCGCAUAUCGCAACGAUGAUCAGCUGUGGUUUGCGUCGUCGUCGUCCGCCACUCGUUUCUCUGUUUCUCUCGUCGCCGUACAGCGCGGCGUGGCCCAGUCAGUCUUGAAUCGAUCGCGUACGGUUGCGGAUCGUGUCGUCGUCGUCGUCGUAGUCGUCGGUCGUAGCAAUACCUACAUCUCCGCGCGCCCUCCGCAACUUGCCAUUCAGAACGGGUUCGCUUCCAGUCGUUUACCUGCCUGGCAGCAGUGGUACAAACAGAAGAAGAAGCGAAAAAAGCCAUCAAAGCGAAUCUCUCUCACCACACAGGUCGCCUUGCCGGUACAAGGUUGGACCAGCUUCGUGGAAAAUCGCGCGCGACGGAUCAUCGUCGAAUCGGAAGCUGUUGUUGCUGCUGCUGCGGUGAUCUGGAAAAUCCAACCUUGCCACCGGCCGCACUGGCUGCGCUGCAAGUGGCUGAAUGGUCCAUGUGUACAUACGACUCGACCACGCUUGUUGUGCAUUCUUGGGCGAAUGUUGAUGUGCUCAGCGUCGCCGCCGCCGCCGUGUAGUACAGCAGAGACAGUAGUGUGGUCAGAGAGCAGAAAUUGAAUCGAAUCGAAUUCGGAACGCUGCCGCCGCCGCCGCAAACAAAGGAACUCGAUCGAAUCGGAACGGUUGUGUGGGUGAAGAAGUGCUGGUGGUGGCGCGGUGGAGCUAGUGGCAGUGAGUGAGUGCUAUGGCACCGGCCUUGAGUGGGGUCGCGACAGCGUUAUUUGUGGUGGCCGUUACCGGUGUGACGCUGGUCGUUCACAGGCGAUCCAACGAGGAUCGUGCUGCUGACCGGUAUCGGACGUACGAAGAUUACACCAAGUUCAAUCGGUUUGAGGGUGACGGAGGGGGUGGUGUGGUGGAUAACUUGAUUGUGGACGUUGACGAGUUCAGCAAGCAGCACGGUGGAGGGGGUGGGCCGAUCUACAGCUAUCAGCACUGGUCCCGGUUGGAUGUGGACUAUGAAGACCAAGAAGAGUACAGCUGGCGAAGUUCGGUGUUCCAGAACGUGAGCUACACGCCGGCCUACAAUAGGUCGGCCGGGUGGUUCCGGAUCGAAGGGGAUGCUGAGUGUGGCGGGACGGAUCACGAGAAACGGGACAGGGUGAAGCAGAUGAUGAUCCACGCAUGGGACAACUACAAGCUGUACGCCUGGGGCAAAAACGAGCUGAAACCCAUCACCAAGCGGGGCCACUCGGGCAGCAUCUUCGGGGCGUUCGACCUGGGCGCAACCAUAGUGGACGGGCUGGAUACCCUCUACCUGAUGGGGCUGCACAAGGAGUUCGACGAGGGACGCGACUGGGUCGAACGGAAGUUCACCCUCGAGAAUGUGGGAAGUGAUCUGUCGGUGUUCGAGACGAACAUUCGCUUCAUCGGUGGAUUCCUGACGUGCUACGCUUUCACCGGCGAUCGGCUGUUCCUGGAGAAGGCGAAGUACGUGGCGGACAAGCUGCUGCCGGCGUUCCAGACCCCGACCGGCAUCCCGUACGCGCUGGUCAACCCGACCAAUGGGAUCAGCAAAAACUACGGCUGGGCCAGUGGUGGUAGCAGUAUCCUGUCGGAGUUCGGCACCUUGCAUCUGGAGUUCGCCUACCUGAGUGACAUCACCGGCGAUUCGGUGUACCGCGAGCGAGUUCAAGCGAUCCGAAGCGUGCUCAAAGAGAUCGAAAAGCCCAAAGGCCUCUAUCCGAACUACCUGAACCCGAAGACGGGUAAGUGGGGCCAGCAGCACAUGUCGCUGGGUGCCCUCGGGGACAGUUUCUACGAGUACCUGCUGAAGGCGUGGAUCCAGUCCGGCCACGAAGACGAGGAAGCCCGGGAGAUGUACGACGACGCGAUGCAGGCCAUCAUCCAGCACAUGAUCCGGACCAGCCCGGGUGGGUUGACGUACGUUUCGGAUUUGAAGUUCGAGCGGCUGGAGCAUAAGAUGGACCAUUUGGCGUGCUUUGCGGGUGGUCUGUUUGGACUUGGUGGUACGACGUUGAACAACCAGUUCUCGGAGCGGUACAUGGAAAUCGGCGAGGGUCUAACGAACACCUGCCACGAGAGCUACAUUCGUACGUACACGAGGUUAGGUCCGGAGGCGUUCCGCUUUAACGACGGAGUGGAGGCCAAGGCCCUGAAAUCCCAGGAGAAGUACUACAUCUUGCGACCGGAGACAUUCGAGAGUUAUUUCGUCAUGUGGAGACUGACACACGAUCAAAAGUAUCGUGACUGGGCGUGGGACGCUGUGCAGGCACUUGAGAAACAUAGUCGGACACCUAACGGAUUCAGUGGUUUGAAAAACGUCUACCUGACGGAUCCGCAGAAGGAUGACGUGCAGCAAAGUUUCUUCCUGGCGGAGACACUUAAGUACCUUUAUCUAAUCUUCUCGGACGAUUCGCUACUUCGACUCGAGGACUGGGUGUUCAACACCGAAGCCCAUCCCCUGCCGGUGAGGGGUCACAACUUGCUGUACCGUGCAGCGGCGAGCUCCAACGCUCCCUGAACUGCUGCUGCCCUUAACUCUAGCAGGUCGGUAGGUGGAGCAACGUUACCAUUAGCGCAAUGGUAAAACGGCCAAAGUCUCCACCGGACCGGACCGGCUCUGAACCAACUCCACCAGCACCACCACCACUACACCACUAAAGACCCCGGCAAAAUGGGCGGAGGGCCAUCAUGAUCACCGAAAGGUGCAGCUUUAGACCAAGUUAGGACCUCUUCGCCUCGUUUUCCCGCCACCAUCAUUACUCCGACGAAACAUUCCGGGGAAGGAUGGGAUAUCGCCAGCCAGAGGGAAUGGCGAUGAGUCGUGUUCUACUUUUUUUUUGUUGAUUUUUUCGCGCGUGUCUGUAUGUGUGUGUGUGCAUGUAUGUGCGUGAGUAUACGCGUGUGUAAAUUUUUUAGUAAAACAAAUAUGUCUCUUCCUCGAUUGUUCGGAGGGAGCAUUUCCUUACUUGAUAUAACUAGCCAGUCGCGAAAGUUGUGCGCGAGCAGAGUGGAUUACCGAAGCGAGUCAUGUUAGACAUUGUAUAAAAUUGAUUAUUAACUGUAGGACACACUAAGUAGAAACCGAGAGCGAGAGAGGGAAGGUAUAAGUACAGAAUUAGUAAGAAAUGGCGCGCACGCGAGCGAGACAAAGAGUGAUUCUUAACUUAAUUCUUGAAUGAUUGUAGUUAAUUAUAUAGGGAAAGAUAUAUAUUAGAAAGAAGAACAAUUAAUUGUGAUGAAACAAAGGAAACCUAUUAAUUUAUCGAUGACGAAAAUUGUUCUAACUAUAGAAUGUGUUGAUAUUAGUGACAUAAACAAAGAAACAACAAACUGCGAACGGAAAAUUCGAAAAUCGAAAAAGAAACGGUAUUGUUACGAUUGGAAAGAACAACGGGAAAAGCAGUCAAAGAACUUCCAUUUCGGUAGCCUAUAAUAUGCACCUAGUCCAAUCUGUUUCUGUCGAAUAUCUUCCAAAACUAGUCCAAAACCGAAAUUGCACAGUCCAAGUUUAGUAGAAAGAAAAAAAAAAACAAACAAUAACAAGCACAGUAUUAAGAGCACUUUUGUAAAGUACAGUCCCACCAUAACCUAGAUGAACAAACAAAAAAGUCAAACAUCUCGAACUUUCCGGUUGCGAUUCGUUUUGUUGUGUCAACCUCUCAAA